AUGGGUCGCCUUCACAGCAAAGGCAAGGGUAUCGCCUCUUCGGCCAUCCCAUACUCGCGCACUGUCCCUACCUGGUUCAAGAGCAGCCCCGACCAGGUUGUCGACAACAUCUACAAGUUGGCUCGCAAGGGCGCAACACCUUCUCAGAUUGGUGUCAUUCUCCGUGACAGCCACGGUGUCGCUCAGGUCAAAGUAGUCACUGGCAACAAGAUCCUCCGAAUCCUCAAAUCUGGUGGCCUCGCUCCCGAGAUCCCAGAAGACCUGUACUUCCUCAUCAAGAAGGCUGUUGCCGUCCGCAAGCACCUCGAGCGCAACCGAAAAGACAAGGACAGCAAGUUCCGUCUUAUUCUGAUCGAGUCAAGAAUCCACCGUUUGUCACGUUACUACAAGACUGUUGGCGUCCUGCCUCCGACAUGGCGGUAUGAGAGCGCCACUGCCUCGACUAUGGUUGCAUAA
This is a messenger RNA of Cyphellophora attinorum, 456 nucleotides long. Its product is annotated as 40S ribosomal protein S13. Gene Ontology annotation, biological process: translation. Bases 1 to 456 code for a protein of 151 amino acids. Gene Ontology annotation, cellular component: ribosome; cytosolic small ribosomal subunit; nucleolus. NCBI's taxonomy places the organism in Eukaryota, Fungi, Ascomycota, Eurotiomycetes, Chaetothyriales, Cyphellophoraceae. The record is from RefSeq and is a predicted model, not a curated record. Gene Ontology annotation, molecular function: small ribosomal subunit rRNA binding; structural constituent of ribosome. The transcript has 4 exons.